Molecule: messenger RNA, 294 nt
Organism: Macroventuria anomochaeta
Lineage: Eukaryota; Fungi; Ascomycota; Dothideomycetes; Pleosporales; Didymellaceae
Exons: 3
Coding region: 1-294 (97 amino acids)
Source: RefSeq, a predicted model, not a curated record
AUGGCGCAAGUCAAGCCCUGGACCUACCGGCUUAGAGAGCAUUGCCAGGCCAGAGGGCUUGGAGAAAUUGUGUAUCAAGAUAUUUCGGAUCGUCGAGGCGGCCGUACAGCUUGGUCUACCAUCGCUGUAAUCAACAACACCCAGUAUCCAGCUCGCUUCUGGUACGACGGGGCCCGCAUGGAACAGGCGAAAGAAGACGCUGCUGAGAUCGCGUUGCGCAAUCUCACCGGAUGUACCGAUCAGAACUCGCAGCCUCCGCCAGCAAGCCAGUAUGGACGUGCACUUGCGGCUUGA